GCCGGGUCUUUACUGCCAGUACCGUGAGGCUAGAGGGCCCGGCCGGGCGGGGGAGCGUCGGGCAGGCCAGGGACGCGGGCCCACCUGCCCUCCCUCCGGGCUGCGCGCCCCUCGGCCGCGCUCGGCGCCGGGGCGCGGGCUGCAUGGGAGCCCCGGGCGCUCAAGAUGCGGGCGCCGGCCAGGGAGCUCUUCCGGGACGCCUCUUUCCCCGCCUCGGACUCCUCGCUGUUCUCCAGCUUCUCCACGCCGCUGGCCCAGUUCCGGGAGGACAUCACUUGGAGGCGUCCCCAGGAAAUUUGUGCCACGCCCCGGCUGUUUCCAGAUAACCCACAGGAAGGACAGGUGAAGCAAGGCCUGCUGGGGGACUGCUGGUUCCUGUGCGCCUGCGCUGCCCUGCAGAAGAGCCGCCACCUCCUGGACCAGGUCAUUCCUCCAGGACAGCCGGGCUGGCUCGACCAGACGUACCGUGGCUCCUUCACCUGUCGAAUUUGGCAGUUUGGACGCUGGGUGGAGGUGACCAUAGAUGACCGUCUGCCUUGUCUUGCAGGGAGACUCUGCUUCUCCCGGUGCCAGAGAGAGGAUGUGUUCUGGCUUCCCUUGCUGGAGAAGGUCUAUGCCAAGGUCUAUGGGUCCUAUGAGCACCUGUGGGCAGGGCAGGUGGCGGAUGCCCUGGUGGACCUAACUGGUGGCCUGGCAGAAAGGUGGAACCUGAAGGAUUUGGCAAGAACCAGUGACCAACAGGACAGGCCUGGGGGAUCAGAACACAGGACUUGUCGGCAGCUGCUCAGCCUGAAGGACCGGUGUCUGAUAAGCUGCUCCGUGCUCAGCCCUAGAGCAGGUGCCAGGGAGCUGGGGGAGUUUCAUGCCUUCAUUGUCUCGGAUCUGCGAGAACUCCAGGGUCGGGCCGGUCAGAGUGUCCUGCUGCUGCGGAUCCAGAACCCCUGGGGCCGGCGGUGCUGGCAGGGGCCCUGGAGAGAGGGGGGCGAAGGGUGGAGCCGAGUGGACCCAGCAGAUGAGGCCGAGCUGCUGUCCCAGCUCCAGGAGGGGGAGUUCUGGGUGGAGGAGGAGGAGUUCCUCCGGGAGUUUGAUGAAGUCACCGUUGGCUACCCCGUCACCGAGGCCGGCCACCUGCAGAGCCUCUACUCAGAGAAGGUACUGUGUCACACUCAGGAGCUGCCCGGGGCCUGGGUCAAGGGGCAGUCGGCAGGAGGCUGCCGGAACAACAGCGGCUUUCCCAGCAACCCCAAGUUCUGGCUGCGGGUCUCAGAGCCGAGUGAGGUGUACGUUGCUGUCCUGCAGAGGCCCAGGAGGCACACGGCAGACUGGGCAGGCCGGGCCCGGGCUCUGGCAGGGGCCGGCUGUACCUCGUGGAGCCCAGAGAGCUUCCCAGGCAAGGACUACCAGGCUGUGGGACUGCAUAUCUGGAAGGUGGAGAAGCGACGAGUCAGCCUGCCCAGGGUCCUGUCUGCACCACCUGUGGCUGGCACCGUGUGCCAUGCGUACGACCGGGAGGUCCACCUGCGCUGUGAGCUCUCCUCAGGCUACUACCUGGCUGUCCCCAGCACCUUCCUGAAGGACGUGCCAGGGCAGUUCCUGCUCCGGGUCUUCUCUAGCGGGAGAGUCUCCCUCAGUGCCAUCAAGCCGGCAGCAAAGAGCCCUGCCCCUGGGGAGGCCCUGCCCGCUGGGGAGUGGGAGACCGUGCGACUUCAGGGCUCAUGGAGAAUCGGCCAGACGGCGGGGGGCAGCAGGAACUUUGCCUCCUACCCCACCAACCCCUGCUUCCCCUUCUCGGUCUCUGAGGGCACGGGCCCCCGCUGUGUCCGAAUCACUCUACACCAGCACUGCCGGAACAGCAAGUACCACCCCAUCGGCUUCCACAUCUUCCAGGUUCCGGUGGAUGGUGGGAGCCAGGGUGCACCCUCCCUGCUGCUCCAGGAGCCUCUGCUGAGCUGUGUGCCACAUUGCUACGCCCAGGAAGUGAGCCGGCUCUGCCACCUGUCUGUUGGGACCUACAGGAUUGUGCCCUCCACCUACCUGCCAGACACAGAGGGGGACUUCACGGUGACCAUAGCCACCAGGAUAGACAGGCAGUCCAUUCACAGCCAGGAAAUGCUGGGGCAGCUCCUCCAGGAGGCCUCCUUUAUGGCGGUGAUGAAAACCUAACUGGAUGGCCCUGUGUGUCAGCUCGGGUGAUGGGGGCUCCGAGGGGACCCCCGGUGGCCCACGACAUCCUUGCACAGUGCUGCCAGUGCUGUGGCGGCUGGUCCUGAGCUGGGCAGCUGCACCUGCCUGGGGGACCGGGUGAAGAGCCCCCGUCCUGGAGAGGCAGCCCUGGAGUCGAGCAGGUGCUGCAGGAGGGGCAAGAACACCUCAGUGGGGCCUCUUUGUCCCACAGAGCUUCCCAGAGACCCUCCACCUCGUCUCUCC
Ceratotherium simum simum (southern white rhinoceros) is the source of this 2427-nucleotide messenger RNA. It is a transcript of the gene CAPN10, whose product is annotated as calpain 10. Gene Ontology annotation, cellular component: cytoplasm. Gene Ontology annotation, biological process: proteolysis. Gene Ontology annotation, molecular function: calcium-dependent cysteine-type endopeptidase activity. Lineage: Eukaryota; Metazoa; Chordata; Mammalia; Perissodactyla; Rhinocerotidae. The record is from RefSeq and is a predicted model, not a curated record.